Messenger RNA from Closterium sp. Yama58-4, 615 nucleotides. The record is from the annotation of a GenBank genome assembly. Lineage: Eukaryota; Viridiplantae; Streptophyta; Zygnematophyceae; Desmidiales; Closteriaceae.
AUGGGUGCCACGAACGGAUCGGCGCGGACCAUGUUGCCCGUGACGAGACGCGCGAUGCUUUCGUCGCUCGCAUUGCUGCCGGCGCUGGAUUCGUUCCUCGGCUCCGGAAACGGCGGCGCUGACGUGGCACUGGCGCGGGAAAGGCGGACGAGGAUCGACAUUCCCGAGGAGAUGUACCAAGAGGGCGAGGGCGGCGUGCGCUUCUACGACGUGGUGGCGGGCAAGGGCAGGCUGGCGCAGCAGGGCGACCCCGUCGUGGUGCACUUUGAUGUGACGUACCGCAGUCUCACAGUGGUGUCCAGCCGCCAGUCCAAGCUGCUGGGCGGCAACCGCGUCAUCUCGCAGCCGUACGAGUUCACACUGGGCGCGAAGCCGGGCGCGGAGAGGAAGCGCGAGUACGCGGAGUCGGCCAACGGGCUCUUCUCCGCGCAGGCCGCCCCCAAACCGCCCUGGGCGCUCUACAGCGCCGUGCAGGGCAUGCGCGAGGGGGGCAAGCGCACAGUCAUCGUGCCGCCGGAGCAAGGGUACGGCGACAAGGGCUUGGCUGAAAUCCCUCCGGGCGCCACCAUUCAGCUCACAGUGGAGCUGCUCGAGGUCAAGCCCCCCCCCUCAUAG